Messenger RNA from Seriola dumerili (greater amberjack), 2925 nucleotides. It is a transcript of the gene cacnb2a, whose product is annotated as calcium voltage-gated channel auxiliary subunit beta 2. The transcript has 14 exons. Gene Ontology annotation, biological process: chemical synaptic transmission; calcium ion transmembrane transport; regulation of voltage-gated calcium channel activity. The record is from RefSeq and is a predicted model, not a curated record. Gene Ontology annotation, molecular function: protein binding; high voltage-gated calcium channel activity. Lineage: Eukaryota; Metazoa; Chordata; Actinopteri; Carangiformes; Carangidae. Gene Ontology annotation, cellular component: voltage-gated calcium channel complex. Bases 203 to 2431 code for a protein of 742 amino acids.
CACAAGCUCCUCCUUACCUUUCCUGCCUCAAACUUGAGGAUUGGCGGUGCCAGGUGAACGCCAGCGCCUCACUUCUAUCAGUUUUUAACUCGUUAAUAUGAACCGGUGAAUGGGUAAAAAUGCGCUUUAGCUUUCAUGUUGGACACAGCAUCUGUCCAAGCCGAGAGGUUUUGUCGAAUAUUUGCUUUUGUCAAAUGGUGUAAUGGUCGUCAAUAAUACUCCAAAAACAGGAGCAGCAACGCCUCUGGACAAACACAUGGACUCGCUGGAACAUCCGAUGUUACAAUCUCAAGGCAAAGGAGCUCGGAGAAAAGGCCGAUUUAAAGGUUCAGAUGGCAGCACCUCCUCUGACACCACCACCAACAGCCUUGUGCGCCAGGGUUCGGCCGACUCCUACACCAGCCGUCCAUCAGACUCCGAUGUGUCCCUGGAGGAGGAUAAGGAGGCAGUGCGCAGAGAGGCAGAGCGACAGGCUCAGGCACAGCUUGACAAGGCCAAGACCAAACCAGUUGCAUUUGCUGUUCGCACAAAUGUCAACUACAGCCCGAGUCACGAUGAUGAUGUCCCUGUGCCAGGCAUGGCCAUCUCCUUUGACGCUAAAGACUUCCUCCAUGUCAAAGAGAAAUUUAACAAUGACUGGUGGAUAGGACGUUUGGUGAAGGAAGGCUGUGAAAUCGGUUUCAUCCCCAGUCCAGUGAAGCUUGAAAACACUCGUAUCCUCCAGGAGCAGAGAGCCAAACAGGGCAAGUUCCACUCCAGUAAAUUGGGAGCAAACUCAUCUUCUAGUUUAGGUGAAGUGGUUCCUAACUCACGGAAAUCUACUCCUCCUUCGUCUGCCAUUGACAUAGACGCCACAGGCUUAGACCCCGAGGACAAUGAGCUUCCCGUCAACCUGCGCUCCCCUAAAGCCAGUCCAAACACUGUCAUGUCACCCCUAGCAAAAGAGAAACGAAUGCCCUUCUUUAAGAAGACGGAACACAUUCCUCCGUACGAUGUUGUGCCUUCCAUGCGGCCCGUGGUUCUGGUUGGACCGUCACUGAAGGGCUACGAGGUGACAGACAUGAUGCAAAAAGCACUGUUUGACUUUUUGAAACACAGAUUCGAGGGAAGAAUAUCAAUCACUCGCGUCACGGCGGACAUCUCUCUCGCCAAGCGCUCAGUCCUGAACAAUCCCAGCAAGCACGCCAUCAUUGAACGCUCCAACACACGCUCAAACUUGGCUGAAGUCCAGAGUGAGAUUGAGCGGAUUUUCGAACUGGCCCGGACGUUACAGCUGGUGGUUCUAGACGCCGAUACCAUCAACCACCCGUCACAGCUGGGGAAGACUUCCCUCGCCCCCAUCAUUGUCUACGUCAAGAUCACCUCCCCCAAGGUGCUGCAGCGGCUCAUCAAGUCCAGAGGCAAGUCUCAGGCGAAACACCUCAAUGUCCAGAUGGUGGCAGCUGACAAACUGGCUCAGUGCCCUCCUGAGAUGUUUGACAUCAUCCUCGAUGAGAACCAGCUGGAGGAUGCAUGUGAGCAUAUGGCUGAUUACCUGGAGGCCUACUGGAAAAGCACUCACCCCACCAGCUGCAACCCCCCCAACCCACUGCUAACGAAGCUGCCCACAGCCACCCUGCCCUCCAGCCCAGCCCUGGUCUCUGGUGUGCAGGGCAGCAGUGCAGAGCAGAAGGGAGAUAAAGUGUUAGUGGAGAGACAGGGCUCCAGAGAUGAUCACCAGCACCAUCAUCACCAUCACCACCACCACCACCAGAGCCAGGACCAGGCUGUUGCUGAUGCAGAGGCCGAGGAGGAGGGCAAUGAGGAGGAGAAGCCCCUGAGGACAGAGUCCUCCAGGAGAGCCCAGCAUAUCCACCACCGUUCGUCUUCCACCAGGACUGAGCACCACAACCACCACCACCACCACCACCACCACAGCAGUCGAGCCAGGGGCCUCUCGCGGCAGGAGACUUUGGACUCUGAGACCCCCGAGAGCCGAGAAAGCAGAGAGAGCCGAGAGAGUAAGGACUCGGCUUAUAUUGAGCCGCGCACUCAGCUCCUCCACCAGGAAGAGGAGGAGGAGGAGGAGGAGGAGGAGGAAGAGGAGGAGGAGGAGGAGGACGAGGAGGAUCUAGGGGAGGGGCACCCCCAGCAGCAACAGCGUUACGAGCCGCUGCCCCACCGGGACCACAACCACCAUCACCACCACCACCAUCACCGUGGUGGGGCCGACGAGGCCGGCCACAGCACGGGACACCACCGUUCCAAAGAGCGCGAACAGGACCAUAACGAACGCAACAAGCAGCGCUCUCACCACCACCACCGGCCGGCACGUGACCACCACCAUCACUACUACGACCGGGACAGAGACAGGGACCGAGAGGGGGAGGUGGCUCCCAAAAAGAGGGGUGAUGCAGGGGAAUGGGUCAGAGAUUCCUACAUCCACCAGUGACAGACCAAAUCCCUCCUGAAGCUCAUUUGGACUCUCCUCUUAAAGACCAUUCUGUUCUCCCAUUGUGCUGCUAUACCCUGAAACCACAGCAUCCUAUUUAUGUACACUUCCUUUGUAAAUGCUGUUGCAUCUUUUUCAAUGGCAGGAUUUUGAUUACAUAGAUACAAAUAUAAAUAUAUAAAUAUAUGUAUGUGUGUAUCUAUGCAUAGACGUUGUUUAUGUGUGGAUAUGCAUGAAUAUUCUCAAAUAUGCAUAUUUUAAACCUGUGUUUGAUAAAGCAUGACACAAAAGCAGAAUUUUUUUUUCUGUACUGAGCUGUGCUUUCUGUGAUUAGCAUUUUUUAUUUUAUUUUUGUUAUUGUUUUUUGUUUUUUUUGCUUGCAACCACUUGAAUAAUAUGUUCCUUCAGACUACUGCUAGAGUUGACUGCAAGAGUUGACUAACCAAGUUAGUUUGAUGCUGUAUUUGCGGAGGUCUUUUCUUAAAAAAAAAAAA